Messenger RNA from Anopheles coustani, 1969 nucleotides. Its product is annotated as dnaJ homolog subfamily C member 11. Bases 64 to 1743 code for a protein of 559 amino acids. Gene Ontology annotation, biological process: cristae formation. Lineage: Eukaryota; Metazoa; Arthropoda; Insecta; Diptera; Culicidae. The record is from RefSeq and is a predicted model, not a curated record. The transcript is spliced from 7 exons.
CCGACGUCGACGAGCUCGUGUUGUUGUUGAUAAAUAGACUGUUUUUCGUUUUAUUACGAAACUAUGGACGAUAAUGAAGAUCUGGAUUAUGUUGAAGAAGACUAUUAUACUACGUUGAAUUUACCCAAAACUGCUACGCAAGAAGAAAUCAGCAAAGCAUACCGCAAUUUAAGCCGAAUCUUUCAUCCGGACAAGCAUGGCAAUGGAGAGAACAAGCAAAAGGCAGAGCUUAUGUUCAAUCGAACGAAAAAAGCCUACGAAGUGCUAUCCGAUCCGCACCAGCGUGCAAUUUACGAUUCGCUCGGUGUUAAGGGACUGGAGACGGAAGGCUGGGAGAUUGUACAUCGGACUAAAACCCCGUCCGAAAUCAGGGAAGAAUAUGAGCGUCUGGCACGCGAAAGGGAAGAACGCCGUUUGCAGCAGAAAACGAAUCCCAGGGGAAAUAUUUCUGUGCAUAUUAACGCGACGGAUUUCUUCAGUCGGUACGAUGAUGAGUAUUACGAUAGCGGUAUACUGCCCUCCAUCGAAGUGUCCGGGAUGAGCAUGUCACAGUCAAUUGAGGCUCCCCUAUCGCGCACCGAAGUAGCUACCCUCUCUGGUAGCCUGCAUCUACAAAAUGGGGUGGGCAGCGGAAAUUUUGUGCUUUCAGGAAAGAGACUUAUCAACAAGGGGUGGUUUGAAGUGGAUUGUGGAGCCGGUAACGGGCCCGUUUUGGGUGCAAAAGGCUCCCGGAACCUUACCAAUCGCAUCUUCUUGAAUGGUGGAACAACAUUUCAUUUUCGACCGAACGCGAUCAUACCGGGACUAUCGGGAACAAUUGCCAUUCAACUGGAUAAACACACCUUAGGAUAUUUAACGUACAAUGCAGGACUGCAGAACUCGAUGUCGACGGUAGUAGAAAGGAAUACUGAAAAGUAUCAUUGCAAUAUCACGGCCACAUUAGGUAUUCCUCACUGCUACAUUUCUGCCUCAUACACAAGGAAGUUGUUGGAGCAAGGACUAAAGCUUCGUGUAGCAUUGAAAGGAGGUACCUUUGGCGUUUUAUCCGAGUGCGGAGCAGAGAAGAAAGUUUCAAAAUACAGCUCCGUGUCAGCCACCGUGUGUGUUGGAGUACCGUCUGGCGUGACACUCAAAAUCAAGAUCAUUCGUUCUACGCAAACUUACCUAUUUCCCAUCCAUCUAAGCGAGGAAAUCAUUCCGGCCGCCAUAUUUUACGCCACUGUUACUCCUUUGUUGACGUAUUUUGUUUUAAAAAAGAUGCUUUUCGAUCCCAUGAACGAAGCAACGAAACAAAAAAACAUCGAAAAGGUGAAAGAAACCAACAGUGCCCGCAUGGCUGAAAAGCGAAAGGAAGCAGAAUCUGCCGUCGCUCUAAUGGGCGCUUUGUACGAGCGAAUUUUGAAAGAGGAGCAGAAACUUCAAGGCCUAGUCAUAUUAUCUGCCUUGUAUGGUCGAUUUAAAGACGGUGAACAUGCGUCGUUGGAAGAAUCGGAUGAUAUGGGUUUUAUUCAAUCAAAUCCAUUUGUUAUUGAUGUGAAAAUCGCUCUCCAGUGUUUAGUAAAAGAUUCCCAGCUCGUUCUAUAUGCUUCUAGCAAGAGUGAACUACCAGGCUUUUAUGAUCCGUGCUUUGGUGAAGAAAAACAACUGAAAAUCGACUACGAAUACAAGAACAAUACCUACAGUUCCGUGUUUGCUGAUUUGGAUGCUGUUCAUCUACCGCUUGUAGCGAACGAAGCGUCCUAACUAAUCAGUGGACAUUACAGUUUUAGUCUUUCCAAAGAAUCAGACAUUAAAACUACAAAAACAGUAAAUAUUUUUCAAGCGAAAAUAAUUUUAGGUUUCUUUCAGCGUCUUCACAUGCUUACGGCACAAUAUUUGGAAUGUAAAAUCAUGUUAGAACCUGUGCGUUAGUAAAGUCUAGUUGUAGUAUUGUUACAUAAAGAAUGCUGAAUAAAAUUGAGAAAAAAAC